Rotaria sp. Silwood2 is the source of this 528-nucleotide messenger RNA. The record is from the annotation of a GenBank genome assembly. NCBI's taxonomy places the organism in Eukaryota, Metazoa, Rotifera, Eurotatoria, Philodinida, Philodinidae.
AUGAGUAAACAUCCUCGAGUGCAAGCAAAAAUUAAAGCUGAAUUGGGUGAAAAUAAAGACAACCAUUUAUCCAUUGAACAGCUUGAUUCUCUUGUUUACUUGGAUUCUGUUCUUGACGAAGUUUUUCGAUUUGUUCCACCUACUAAUGGUGCUGCACGUACAUUAACUAGCGACGAUCAACUUCCAGAAAGUAGAAUUCAACUACAUAGAGGUGAUCAAGUAUUUAUUCCGUUCUAUAAUUUGACUCGGGAUAAACGAUAUUGGAAAAUCGAUCCUGAAUUAUUCUAUCCGGAACGAUUUGAGGGCGAAGACAAAUCACAUGACCCGUACGCAUUGAUUCCGUUUGGAGGUGGUCAUCGACAAUGUAUCGGACAAGAUCUGGCUCGAUUGGAGUUGAAAGCGAUUGCAGCCAGACUCAUGCAACAAGUGACAUUUGGUGACGGUGGAUCCGAAGUUAAUGCUGGUGGGCACAAGCAACGAUUUACAAUCGUACCCAAACAUAUUGGGGUCACUAUUAAAUUUGACUGA